AUGCAUUUCGGAUCUCUUUCAGCCUAUGUGGGUAAUAACUCUCACACUCAUUUUCCCCAUGGAGAAAACAUCUCUUAUUUCUCCUUCUUCUCUGAGAUACACCACUCAGAUCAUGUUGCCACCACUAUUGUCGAGACCCUGGCUAUUACUGCUGUCUUCCUCGUCUCCGUGGCAGCAAAUGCGGCAGCUGCAGCCCUGGUAACCUGGGAACGCAGACUAGUGGCCAACAAGACCGUGCUGACCCUCAACUUGUUUGUGGCCGACCUGCUGUUUGUCAGCAUGAUCCCGCUGAUUGUGGCAGUGCGGUGGACUGUGUCCUGGACGCUGGGGUAUACAGCCUGUCACACUCUGCUCUAUGUCAUCUGUAUGAGUGGCUGUGUCACCAUCUCUACCCUGGCCUCCAUCAGUGUGGAGAGGGUCCAGGCCAUCCUUCGGCUGCAGUCUGUGCCCACUCUAAACUGCAGGAUGGUGACUGCCACCCUCUUCUUCAUCUGGGCCUUUUCUGCACUCACCUCCAUACCUCUGACUCUGUUCUUCACUGUGAUGGAUGAGAAGUUCCCUGAGCAGGAACGCAUACACAUCUGUACUCUCAAGUGGCCUGACAAAACUGGAGAGAUUGCGUGGAACGUAGCCUUCACUGCACUGUGCUUCUUCCUCCCAGGAUUCAUAAUUGUAGUCAGUUACAGCAAAAUAUUACAGAUUGCUAAAAGAAGUAGGCUCGGGCUGCGACCCCGAGACAGCCAGCCCCCAGCUGGAGACCCUCUUGAGUACCGUGUGUCCCGCCAGGAUAUGAAGCUCUUCCGUACCCUUCUGGUCCUUGUGCUUUCUUUCUUAAUCAUGUGGAGCCCCAUUUUCAUCAUCACCUUCCUCAUCCUGGCCAGGAACUUCCUUGUUCACCUAGAUGUCUCCUCUACCAUGUUCUUCUGGGUGAUAACGUUCACACUGGCCAACUCAGCCCUGAAUCCCAUCCUCUACUCAGUCUGCCAGUUAAAGAACGGCUGGCGUAGGCUCUGCAGUGGCACUGUUGUAGCACCACAGAGGAGAAAGCCGCAUGGAAUUGGUCGGACGCAAGGGAUACAGCCAUGA
Messenger RNA from Epinephelus moara (kelp grouper), 1086 nucleotides. Its product is annotated as free fatty acid receptor 4-like. Bases 1 to 1086 code for a protein of 361 amino acids. Gene Ontology annotation, cellular component: membrane. The transcript has 3 exons. Lineage: Eukaryota; Metazoa; Chordata; Actinopteri; Perciformes; Serranidae. The record is from RefSeq and is a predicted model, not a curated record. Gene Ontology annotation, molecular function: peptide binding; G protein-coupled receptor activity. Gene Ontology annotation, biological process: G protein-coupled receptor signaling pathway.